GGCGGGCGCGGAGCCGGAGCCCGGAGCCCGGUGCCGGGGCCAUGCGGGGGGGGACGGGGACGGCGGCGGCGGCGCUGGCGCUGCUGCUGCUGGCGGCCGGGGGGGGGACGGGGGCGGCGGCGAGGGGCUGCCCGGUGCAGAGCUUGGGCUGCAAGUGCGCAGCGGAGCGGCACAAGGCGAGCGGCCCCCCCGCGCCCCGCCGCCGGGUGCUGUGCAGCGGAGGGGGGCUCCCGGCGCCGCCCGACCCCCGGCUGCUGCCCGACGGCACCGCCACGCUGCUCCUGAGCAACAACAAGAUCACGGUGCUGCAGAACGGCUCCUUCUUCGGGCUGCGGGCUCUGGAGAAGCUAGACCUGAAGAACAACCUGAUCAGCACGGUGCAGCCCGGCGCCUUCCUGGGCCUCCCCGAGCUCAAGCGCCUGGACCUCUCCAACAACCGCAUCGGCUGCCUGAGCGCCAGCGUCUUCCAGGGGCUCUCCAGCCUCCUCCGGCUCAACAUGUCGGGGAACAUCUUCUCCAGCCUCCCACCCGGUGUCUUCGACGAGCUCCCCUCGCUGAAAGUCGUGGAUUUUGCCACCGAGUACCUGACGUGCGACUGCAACCUGCGCUGGGUGCUGCCCUGGGCCCGCAACCGCUCGGCGCAGAUCUCGGACCGGACUCUGUGCGUCUACCCCCGGCACCUGCACGCGGUCCCCCUGCGCGGCGCGCGCGAGAGCCAACUGCGCUGCGCGGGCACCCCGGAGCUGCACACCCACCACCUCAUCCCGUCGCUGCGCCAGGUGGUUUUCCAGGGCGACCGGCUGCCCUUCCAGUGCACCGCCACCUACCUGGACAACAGCACCCAGAUCCGCUGGUACCACAACCGCGAGCCCGUGGAGGAGGACGAGCGCACGGGGGUCAUCGUGGAGGAGAGCCUCAUCCACGACUGCACCUUCAUCACCAGCGAGCUGAUCCUCUCCAACAUCCACGUCUCCGCCAACGGCGAGUGGGAGUGCGCCGUCUCCACCUCGCAGGGCAACGUCAGCAAGAAGGUGGAGAUCGUGGUGCUGGAGACCUCCGCAUCCUACUGCCCCGCCGAGCGGGUCACCAACAACCGCGGCGACUUCAGGUGGCCCCGCACCUUGGCGGGCAUCACCGCCUACCAGUCGUGCCUGCAGUACCCCUUCGCCUCGGGGCCGGCAAGCGGGGGCCCGGCGGCGGAGAAGCAGGCGUCGCGGCGCUGCGACCGCACCGGGCGCUGGGAGGAGGGCGACUACUCCCACUGCCUCUACACCAACGACAUCACCCGUGUGCUCUACACCUUCGUGCUGAUGCCCAUCAACGCCUCCAACGCCCUGACCCUGGCCCACCAGCUGCGCGUCUACACGGCCGAGGCUGCCAACUUCUCGGACAUGGUUGAUGUCCUCUACGUGGCCCAGAUGAUAGAGAAGUUUAUUGGCUACGUGGACCAGAUCAAGCAGCUCACGGACGUGAUCGUGGAGAUGGCCAGCAACAUCAUGCUGGUGGACGACCACAUCCUGUGGAUGUCGCAGAAGGAGGAGAAGGCCUGCACCAGCAUCGUGCGCUCCCUGGAGAAGAUCGCGGCGCACACCCUCAGCAGCAACUCCCAGCACAUGGCGGUGAACUCCCGCAACAUCGCCUUCGAGGCCUACGUGGUGAAGCCCGAGAGCUACGUGGGGCUGAGCUGCGUGGCUUUCCAGCGGCAGGACGGGGGUCCCGCUGGGCGCAGCCCCCCGGCCGAGCGGGCGGCCGAGCCCCAGCCCGACCAGCAGCUGCGGCUGCGCUGCACCACGGGGCGCCCCAACGUCUCCCUGACCAGCUUCCACAUCAAGAACAGCAUCGCCCUGGCCUCCAUCCAGCUGCCUCCCAGCCUCUUCGCCAGCCCCGUCCCUCCAGCCCCGCCGGCUGACUGCAAGCUGCAGUUGCUGGUCUUCCGCAACGGGAAGCUCUUCUGCAGCACCGGCAACUCCUCGCGCCUGGCGGAUGAUGGCAAGCGCCGCAGCGUGGCCACGCCGGUCAUCUACGCCGGGACGUACGGCUGCGGCGUCGGGAACCUGACGGAGCCGGUGGCCGUGUCGCUGCGGCACCCCGGGGAGGGCGCGGACCCCGUGGCCGCCUACUGGAACUUCGAGGUGCUGGGGGGCAUGGGGGGCUGGAGCGCCGAGGGCUGCCAGCUGGCCGCCAGGGAGCCCAACGUCACCUCCCUGCACUGCCGGCACCUCAGCAACGUGGCCGUGCUCAUGGAGCUGAGCGGUUUCCCCAGCGAGGCACGAGGCCCCGUGGAGGUGCUGCACCCGGCCAUGUACACCUGCACGGCCGUGCUGCUGCUCUGCCUCUUCACCACCAUCAUCACCUACAUCGUCAACCACGGCACCAUCCACAUCACGCGCAAGUGCUGGCACAUGCUGCUUAACCUCUGCUUCCACAUCGCCAUGACGUCCGCCGUGUUCGCAGGGGGCAUCACCCUCACCGGCUACCUGCUCGUCUGCCAGGCGGUCGGCAUCAUUUUGCACUACUCCUCCCUGUCCACGCUGCUGUGGAUGGCGGUGAAGGCUCGGGUCCUGUACAAGGAGGUGACCUGGAGGGCGCCCCGGCAGCCGGACGGGGACGCGGCGCAGCCGGCCCCUCGGCCCAUGCUCCGGUUCUACCUGAUCGCCGGUGGCAUCCCGCUCAUCAUCUGCGGCAUCACAGCCGCCGUCAACAUCCACAACUACCACGACAACAACCCCUACUGCUGGCUGGUGUGGCGGCCCAGCCUGGGCGCUUUCUACGUCCCCGUGGCCUUCAUUCUGCUCGUCACCUGGAUGUAUUUCCUCUGCGCCGGGCUCAACCUCCAGUGCCGGCCUUCCCCGCAGAAAGAAGUCCCCGAGGCGCUGGAGACGCCGCCGAGGCUGGGUGGUGGUGGCGGCGGUGGGGACCUGCUGACGGACUCGGGGUCCAUCUCGGUCACGCUGAAUUCGGGGCCCUCGUGCCCCGAGGCGGACGGCGUCUACUCCCUGAAGGUGCAGCUCUGGGCGCUGGUGACCACGCACGCCCUCUACGUGGCCCUCUGGACGUUCGGGGCCGUGGCCGUGUCCCAGCGCUGGUACCUCAACAUCAUCUUCAGCUGCCUCUACGGGGUGACGGCGGUGGCGCUGGGGCUCUUCAUCUUCAUCCACCACUGCGUGCGGCGCCGGGACGUGCUCAGCUCCUGGUUCUCCUGCUGCCCCUCGUACCGGGACGCGCUGCCCAUGCAGGCUUACGUCCACCCCGGCGCGGCGGCGACCUUGGGCGGCUCGCAGGUCUUCAUCGGCUGCGCCCCGGAGGCUGCCCGCUCCGCCGAGUCGUCCUCCUCGCCCAGCAGCGCCGGCUCGGCCGCGGGGCGCUGCAAGCUCACCAACCUGCACGUGGCACAGAGCCAGGCCGAGACCCGGCCGGGCUCCUGCGAGGAGCCGGAGCCUGAUGGCAAGAGCUGCGGGGCGGGCCGGCACGCCAGCAACCUCCACGGGCGCAGGAACCACAAGGGCAGGACUAAGCAGCACCGGGAAGGGAAGCACCACCGCUUGAAAAUGCUGCGGGGCCCGUCCUCGGAGCAGCCCUCCAGCGAGAGCGGCAGCGUGCACAACAGCCACUCGGAGAGCUACCACAGCAGCAGGAACAGCCCCCCGAAUAUCGGCCGCGUGCGGCCCCCGGCCCCCCAGGAAGGGGAGACGGCGCCGAGCCAGUCGGAAGGCAGCGACGGCGGGCGGCGGGCGCCCGAUUUCGCCGAGGCGCGGCGGAGGAGCGCCAGCAGGGACAACCUGCGGCAGGCCGGCGCCGUGGAGAAGGAGGCGAAGCGGCGCUCCUACCCCCUCAACGUGGCCAGCCACAACGGCGGCCUCAAGGGCAGCAAGUACGACGUCAACCUCGCCAGCGCCGACGGCGUGGCCGGGAUGAGGACCGGCCUCUGGAAGAGCGAAACCACGGUGUGAGGGAGGGGAAGGACCCGACGGCCGCGGCGCUGGAGCGCGGCCCUCCUCGGGUGGGCCCGGGGGUGUCCUCGGGGGGCCGGGAGCGUCGCUACGUGCACUACGGGGGGCCGGGGUGGGGGGCGAUGCCGGGCCCGGUGGUCCCAGGGAGGCCCCGGCCUCCCGCAGCACCGGGCUCGAGGGGAAAGGCGAGCGUUGCUCCUCAGCGGCCUGAAGGGCAGCCGCGCUUCCGUCGCUCCUGCAAGUCACUUCGGACUGAUCCUAAAUGCUAUUUUAUAAUAUACAGAGGAAAGAAAUGUCUAUUUUUCAGAAUUUCUAUAUUAUUGAAUGUAUAUAUGUAUAGACAGAGCCGUAACCGACGCGAGUGCCUCCGUGUUACCGACCAGUGUUCUCCACGGGGCGAGCGUGCCCUGGGGGUUUUGGCAAUAGUCCGCUCGUGCCACGACUGCAAUAUUCCCACCGGGGCCGAGGGGACCACACCAAGUGCCCUUGAUGUUAGGACGCCAUCCUGCAGGCGCUUGCCAACCUAGACCAGCUUUUUUUCUGAAGGAGUCAGAAAGAAGCAGCUCAGCUGGAAAUGUUUUCACCUGCAAUCCUUCUCAGCCGUGUGUUCUUCAGAGACAGUAUUUAGCCCUGUGGGUUACUCAGUUGCCAAAGUGAAAGCCAUAUUUCGAAGCAAGCACGAGGUAAGAGAAGCCUCCGUUGCCAGACGAGGCAAUGCCUGCACCGUUUGGAUGCCAGACAUUAAAAUCAUCACGAGGAGGUGCCCCCAGCCCCUCCCAGGUGUGACCUGUGCGUAUGGGGGCUGGUGGAGCAGCCCCACAGCCUGGCUUCUAAAUGAACAUGGAUCAUUCAUCGCUUCCCCAAACCAAAGAGCCCAGCCCUGGGCGCAGACCCGAGCAGAUCCGAGGUGGUGGCAGGGAGAUGUCCAUCAGGGAGAUGUUUUGGUGGUGGCAGGGAGCUUCCCAUGGGCCGCUGAUGUGGGCUGCCCAAAGGGCUGGGACUUGGCUAAGCACUUACUUUUCCCCAUUGAAAACAAGUCCCGCUUUUCCAACACGCAAACAGAAGAGCCACACUUGCUCCUGUGCCAUCUUCAGCCUCCCUGUGCCCGUUUCUGUGCGUGCAGGUGGGUUUAACGACCCUUCCCUACCUCCUGCAGGGUCACAGGGCUCAGUGGGGCUGAGAAGCGCUUAGGAGGCUCCCAGGCCAGUCCUCCGUGUACACCACGGGCAAGGGGCCCACGGGAUCCAGAAGUUGGAGCCCACAGCACUUACUGCCAGAAUUUUCUCCCCUCCAGAAUUAGCUCCUCUCUCUUUGGGCCCCUCGUCCCGCAGGGCUGGGUUACCGCUGGGUUUGCUGCGGUUCUGCCACGCUUCUCUGACCAAACUGCCUGCUUAAAAACACGUUUUAUUGUGCCUGGUAUUUAAUACAACUUCAAUCCUUAUGUCAAUACGCAGCCUACGUGGCCUUGCUGAUGCUGAGUUGUUAUAUAUGCUUGCUGCACUGUGACAGUAUUAUAUAAAAAGCUUUGUAUUAUUAAUUACACUUUUUUUUUUGUCUGUUUACAUUACAAGCAAAUGACAUAUCAA
Messenger RNA from Anas platyrhynchos (mallard), 5536 nucleotides. It is a transcript of the gene ADGRA2, whose product is annotated as adhesion G protein-coupled receptor A2. NCBI's taxonomy places the organism in Eukaryota, Metazoa, Chordata, Aves, Anseriformes, Anatidae. The record is from RefSeq and is a predicted model, not a curated record. Gene Ontology annotation, cellular component: Wnt signalosome; plasma membrane. Gene Ontology annotation, molecular function: G protein-coupled receptor activity; protein binding. Gene Ontology annotation, biological process: central nervous system development; G protein-coupled receptor signaling pathway; positive regulation of canonical Wnt signaling pathway.